Messenger RNA from Hippocampus zosterae (dwarf seahorse), 1221 nucleotides. RefSeq names its product small nuclear RNA activating complex, polypeptide 2 (gene snapc2). Gene Ontology annotation, biological process: snRNA transcription. Gene Ontology annotation, molecular function: RNA polymerase II general transcription initiation factor activity. Lineage: Eukaryota; Metazoa; Chordata; Actinopteri; Syngnathiformes; Syngnathidae. The record is from RefSeq and is a predicted model, not a curated record. Bases 109 to 1125 code for a protein of 338 amino acids. Gene Ontology annotation, cellular component: nuclear body. The transcript is spliced from 6 exons.
CUUGACGUCACGAGCACUACCGGAUGUCGGUCGGUGACUUGUUGUCAGUAGUUCUUUGCUUUUAAGUUCGUCUGGUCGAUUUCCAGUUUUGAGCGCAGUCGAGUCGACAUGAAGCCGCCACCUCGCACGCGCAACAAACCGGAUCGGAACCUGAACCCGAACCCUGAGCCAACCCAAUCCAGGCAAGCCUGCGCUUGGUCCCGAAAGGAGCAGAAGAUGCUGUUAGACGCCCUGAGGAGGCAAGGCUCUUCUUGCGGCGGAGACUCGCCGGGGAACAUCGACUAUAGUCUGCUUAAGAAGGAUGUUCCUUCUCGCUCCGAUUCUGAGAUCUGGUCUGUGGUGCAACGCCUCCAGGACAAGGUGAUCUCUGGCGCCAUCUUGCAGCUGAAGACCAGGACACUGGCAGAGAAGAAGAUGGCGCCCAUCCACACGUGGACCCGUUUGGCCCGCGUCGUGUCCGGGAACUUCGACGGUCCGCUUUCCAAGGCGUUCUCUCAGAUCUGGACUGUGGCAUCCACAGAGCCGCACACCCUCAGGAACUGCCAACCGCCGCGGCUGGAAGCAGCACAAAGCGACGUCAGAGAUUGUACCGCCCCUCUCGGACCAGCGCCGGCCCAAGUCCCAUUCAAGAGGCCAGUAGCCAGCACGGGUCCGGCGCCAUCCCUAGUGGUCCCGGUUGAGCAGCCGAGCCUUUCGGGUAUGACCGCCUCCAAAGACUUCAAGGUGGACUUUGAGAGGAUUUACAACUAUCUGAGUGGCGUCCACAACCCUGAGGGCGAAUGUGAGCUUACAGCCACAGAGAGCGCCAUUGUCUUGGACCUGGUGAUGUCUCUCCCGGAGGAACUGGGCCUCCUGCGCUGCCAAAGCCUGCGCCAACAUCUCAUCCAGGCGCACCAGAACUUGUCCGAAGCCGAGGAUUCUGAGAAGGCCCGAAAAGUGCUGACAGAGCUGGAGAGUAAGCGGCAGGAAAGCAAUCGGGAGCCUCAGCAGAACGUCGAAGACGGCGCCGCAGGGCCAGCAGAGGGGGGCGGCGAACCUGCGUGGACGGGACUGUGCCCCCCACUCAACCCUUUCAUGAUUCCACUGGAGCUGCUGAAGCGAAGAUCGGACUUCACGUUGCUUUGACGCACGCGACAUUGUUGUUGAAUUUGUACAUUCAGUUUUGUAUCGCUGUUUUUGUUUGUUUUUUUGACCCAAAUAAAAUGAUCUACUCAAACGGCU